Colletotrichum godetiae is the source of this 2998-nucleotide messenger RNA. Its product is annotated as primary-amine oxidase. Lineage: Eukaryota; Fungi; Ascomycota; Sordariomycetes; Glomerellales; Glomerellaceae. Gene Ontology annotation, molecular function: quinone binding; primary methylamine oxidase activity; copper ion binding. Gene Ontology annotation, biological process: amine metabolic process. Gene Ontology annotation, cellular component: plasma membrane. The record is from RefSeq and is a predicted model, not a curated record. The transcript has a single exon. The coding region runs from base 364 to 2700 and encodes 778 amino acids.
CUGCCUAUCUUGCUCUCUUUAUCUAGCCAUGACCUCUUGUUUAUCGAGACCCUUUGGUCAAGAUUCCAUACCGGCCCGGUGGGGUGAAAGGUUUCCUCGUCGUUCGGCCAAGACCACCGGCGUCUUACCGACCCUUUGGACUUGGGUAUCCUGCCGUAACGCCCGAGCCUUGGCGAUACUUUGGCCUGUGUAGCGGCUGCUUGAUCUGUUAUCUCGGUUUCUGUCGACCUCAUUAUCUACGCCCAGCGACAUCGGAUCUCACAAGACAAUAAAAAUGAGACUUCGGCCGGGCUUGUCUAAUAUUCUGACAGUCUUUUAGGAGCUCAGUCAGAAGUCUCCUACAAUUAUCAUUCAGUAGCAAAAAUGCUUCUAGGACGGUCUCUCUUAAGACUUUUGGCCCUUGGUGUGGCAGUCGAGGCAUCUUCUGCAGCGAAACAACACGGGCUAUUCAGGCGGGCGGCAAACAUCACCACCUGCAAUAUCAACGAGGUCGCGCCCAAGGUCAAGGCGCCGAAAGUCAACGUCUGGGCACCCAUAUCCCCGGAUGACAAUCUCGCUGUCUGGAAUCUACUCCAUGACCCGGCAACAGGUCUGAACCUCACAGAUCCUAACAAUGCUACGAUCACGGACAACUAUGUCUACUGGAUCGACACUCUUCAUACCAAUAAGUCCACUGUCCUCCCAUACCUCGGAGGCACUGCCGACCCGCCGCCAAAAUAUGCGCGAGUAGUUAUCUUCAGCGGCGGCUUGGAGGUCCCAGACUCGCAGGAGUACAUGGUCGGACCCCUUCCCGUUGGCAACGGAACACAGGUGGAGAAACUCGACUACAUCUUCAACGGAGGUAGUGGCGGCAAGAUCCCGUACAACAGCCGUUAUUUUGAUGGUCCUCGCUUGACAGCCACGGAGCCGCUUCUCGUGUCUGUCAUGAGCAACAUCACCGACAUCACAUCCGAACUCAUUGGUGGAGUUUACUACGGCUUGAGUGAUAACCGGACUACGCUCACUUCCACCAGCGGCACACCCCUCUCUUAUGAUGGCACCCAAGCAUUUCGCACGGUCAUGUUUAGAUAUCCCAACACAGCGACGUAUCUGACGCCCUUGGACUUCUUCGUCAUGCUAGACGUCACCGGCACAGAUGCUUCACAGUACAAACUGAGAGGUAUCGUGACGAAUGAGAAGUUCUUCCCUACAGUCGCUGCCCUGCGCUCUGCUUGGCAGGCAGGAGAGCUGAAGGAGCAGUUCAAGCAAAGCCGGACUACCGACUGGGGUCUCCUGGAUCUUAAGCCUGACAUGGGAGUCAGAGACCUCGAAAUCAAGCUAGCGCCUCAAAGCCUCGAGGUUGGUGGCAAGCGGUACAAGGUCGACGAGGAACAGAAAUAUAUCGAGUACAUGGGGUGGUCCUUCUACACAUCGUACUCGCGUACCCUCGGAUUGAUGUACUAUGAUAUUAAGUUCAAGGGCGAAAGGGUCAUCUACGAGCUCUCGCUUCAGGAGGCUGCGGCUCAGUACGCCGGGUUCACGCCCAAGGCUGCUGGAACAGUGUAUCACGACACAUACUACAGCCUUGGUACUGACCUAGGUACGCUGGUCGAGGGUUAUGACUGUCCUUUUGGCAGCACUUUCUGGAACGUCACGUACCACGAGGGCAACUCAUCUGUCGUAAACACGGACGCAAUUUGCAUUUUCGAAGCCGAUGCUGGAUAUCCCGUCUCGCGCCACCGGUACGGGAGUGGCAAUGAGUACGGUUUCAGCUAUCUGGGCACAGUCAAGGCUUCGGCUUUGACUAUGCGAUCCGUAGCGACUGUUGACAACUACGACUAUAUGUUUGACUACUCAUUUCACGUUGACGGUAGUCUUGAGGUCACUGUCCGGGCAUCCGGCUUCCUACAGUCCUCAUUUUACUAUCCAAACCAGGAAGCGUUUGGGCCCAGGAUCCAGGAGGCGACGAUGGGAUCACUGCACGACCAUAUCCUGACCUACAAAGCCGACUUUGACAUCCUCGAUACAAAGAACAGUCUCGAGGUAAGCGAGCUCGUACUAGUCAAUACGAGCCAGCCUUGGUACCCAGAGCUCGGCUCUUUCGAGCAGAUGCAGCUUCAAAAGUCUACAAUGACGGACGAGGCACAAUUCAACUGGCAACCAAACAACGCGGCCAUGUACUGCAUCGUGAACCCUAACGCUACAAACGUUUGGGGGGAGAAAAGAGGCUACCGAAUUGUCCCCGGCAAGUCCAAUAUCCAUCUCACGCCGCUCAAUUCUCCUUGGACCAAGCACCAGACGCCGUUUGCCAAGUCACAUCUAGCGCUCUCGAAACAACAUGACACGGAGCCGUACGCGAACAGCCACUCUAACGUCAAUUUGCCCUUGAAACCGCAGCAAGAUUUCAUGAAGUUCUUUGAUGGAGAGGGUGUCGAGAACGAGGACAUCGUUCUGUGGUUCAACCUGGGCAUGCAUCACUUCACCAGGUCCGAGGAUAUCCCAGUCACGCUUUAUAGCGAGGCUGUGAGCAGCAUUGUCUUUGCGCCGCAAAACUUCAAUGAUCGAGCGCAGGACGGCGAUUUGCAAAACAGGAGAUGGAUCGUUGUGAAUGAGACUACCGGCGAGCUCGAGUCGGACACUUAUGGAGUUGAGCUGCCUUCUGAGUGUGAAGUUGGCUUUUCCGAGCCUGUCCUUGGAAUCAAGAAGAAUGGAGAAGCCUGAGGUCUUGACAGAUGAUUUGAGGCUGCGCGGGUAGAAAAACAGGAACAGGAAACACUUUAGCGGUAACUCAGCACCAGAUUAACGUAAUGCACAAUGUGUAUUUGUUCCUCACAGAUGAUGAAGGUCAACUUUCACCAGCUUCAUAUCUUCAACUUUGCUGUCCAUGUCUGGUAACACAGGACCAGCACUACAUAGUAUUCUCCCCAGGUUUCUUGUCCAUAACUGGGCGUAGUAUCUUAUAAAAGACAGCCCAUAAGAACACAGAAACAAGCGGGAAGACACCCAUCAAGUAAAGCGC